Auanema sp. JU1783 is the source of this 1920-nucleotide messenger RNA. The record is from the annotation of a GenBank genome assembly. Lineage: Eukaryota; Metazoa; Nematoda; Chromadorea; Rhabditida; Rhabditidae.
AUGGAUAAGCCAAUCUCUAAAGAUUGGAAGAACACAGGAAUACAACCGGAGUUGGGCAGUCCUUGCUCAACCGGUGAACAAAAAAGUGAAGAGUUGGUCUCAACAUGUAGAGAUCUUCUCUUGAGAGAUCUGCGCCCCGGAGAAAAAUCAGAGUCUUUCGUUCGGUUGGUACUUGAGAAACUCUUCUAUGACACAAACGUAGACUUAUGCUCCAUCGUUCAAACACAUCCUGCAGCUGGCGAAGUUUAUGCUCUCAUAAGAGAUCUAAUUCAUAGCAAAUCGGCGUUUUUUGAGACGAUAUAUGAUGGCUCUGAAGUUUUUGCUAACGAACUGUGGAAAGCCAUCUUUUAUCAGUUGGAGAAGUCGCAUACGAGUUUCAAUGUUUCUGCUGAAAGUGUUCUUAUGACUUGUAUUUCGGAUUAUGUAGUGCGUCUACUACCUUUUGACCAAGUUCCAACCGAGAGGGGAGUGCCGAAACUACAUAGGGCUAAAACUCCACUAGAUCUCUUCCUCCCUACUUCACCGGUUUUGAAUAGUAUAAAAUUAGAUUUACCUUCUCGAGAGUUAUCUUCCCCCUCUCUACACCCAAGGCAUUUGACGAUUUUCUGUAAUUUGGUUAAUAUAAUGUGUAACCGUCAGCAAUAUCCGUCAGCUAAUCGUUUAGUUGUCAUAAGGUAUCUCCUCAAACAGUUCCACUCUUUCUGUCUUUUCGAAACAACGGACUCGGAGCUUAUGGCUAUCAAGAAAACAAUCCAUUCAAAGCCCCCUUUCUCGUCAGAAUUGUAUCAGUUUCUGUAUACCUUUUUUGAGCAGUGUCCCUCUUUGCCAUCACUUCUCGAAUUGAUCAGUGUGUGGAACACAUAUUGCCGACCCUGGAGAUACGUCGCAAACACUAAUAUACCCUACGAGCAAACCAUAAGUUUAUGGAUAUAUUUCAUCAGAAAUGAAGAUAUCUUUUAUCGCAUACUUCUGGGGAAAAUACUGCGGAAGCUUUCGGAGGCGGAAAUAACCCUGGAGUCAGUUAAGACCAUACGAACACUAGUCGAGUGGUCAUGGAAAGAUCCGAUGAAACGCAUAUUAAGGGAAGUCAAUGUCGAUGCUCGUCAAGCGACACGAAAGGUAUUGGACAACGUGUUUGCAGUUUACAAAAUGAAACAGGCAGAAAUCAGUUCUUCGGACCUAGAAAAGAAAUCUUUUUGGGAUGUUCUUUCAGCUGCUCCUGAAAGUCCACGGGUGGUAUCUGCUCGACAAAUUGUGGAAUAUGUGAAGCCUUUGCUCGAAGAAGGAGAUAAGUUUAUGUAUACCAGUUAUGUAACUUCACCUAAUGUUCCACCAACUGUCGAAAUAAGCAGAACCCAAGUUUCUCCAUCAACAGUCGUAAACGACGUGCUCUGUGAGACCCCAAAAAGAGGAAAACUUCCGGAUCAUAGUAAAGAUCCUUCUACCGGUUUCAUGUUCUUAACUCCCUUAGGGAGAGAACAAGUGUUCAGUGGAGAAAGAAAGUUCAAGUUCGAUGAAUGUAAAAAUAUUUUGCCUGGCUGGAUAAAAUCGGUUCAAGCACACGAGUUCCCUCCGUUGGUCUAUCUCACUCAAUGGUUGACUAGCUGCUUCAAUGAUUCUCAUUUUGGAAAGUAUCUCUCGGAAAAAUAUUCAACUUCUACAGUUGUUGGCCAGUUUGCGCGAAUUGUGAUGGAUCCACCAUAUCCAAACCCAUACAGUCCCAUACAGUCCCCAGUAUUUUGUCGUACGUUAAAAAGAAAUCCACCUUCUCUACGACUGCGGGUCUUCGCAAAUUAUGGAGUUCUUCUAGGCAUUUCGAUUUUAACACUUUUCUAUGUAUAUGGUUGGUAUGCUCUGAUUCCAUUGCUCGUAAUCCUCGUUGUCGGAUCAAUUGCAUGGGUUGCCACUCAAGAAAUCUAA